This is a messenger RNA of Bursaphelenchus xylophilus (pine wood nematode), 4661 nucleotides long. The record is from the annotation of a GenBank genome assembly. NCBI's taxonomy places the organism in Eukaryota, Metazoa, Nematoda, Chromadorea, Rhabditida, Aphelenchoididae.
AUGCGAACGCAGCCGGCGGAUGGGUCGUAUCAUCAUUUUACAAGGACAAUGCGGGACGAAAAUGAUCUGGAGAUUGAGACCGAGAAGGUAUGAGAUUGAGAUAUUGUUUUUUCUGGAUUUUAGGAGGAUUAUGAAGGAUCAUCGUCAAAAAAUAUUAUCUAUACAUAAAAUUAGAUGUUUUUCGUUGAAAUUUGAUGUUUCAGCGGGCGAACAUGCGACAUCAGCUCGAUUCCAUGAUUAUGCUGGUGUUUACCGCCAUGUUUGUGGUAAUUGUGGUCACGGCAUGGUUCUUCAAACAUUAUAAAAUCCGAUUUCUCCAUGAAAGUGGGGUGACCUUGAUCUAUGGUCUAAUUCUUGGCCUGAUUCUGCGCUACACCGAGUUCGGCACCAUCGAAAGUCAGACGUUGGAGGUCCGUCCACAGAAUGGAAGCAAUAUUUAUGUGCCUCCCGACUAUUUACGGCUUCAAGUUAGCAAGCCAAACUCGAAUGACACCAUGCACUUUCAUUACGAGAUGGCCGCUGGAUUUUACUCUGAUACGGACCUGAAAGAGCGGCAUAUGGAGAGAAAGGUGGGCUUAAGAGAAGGCUCAGGACCUCCUCUUUCUAAUAAAUGACAGUUUGACAUCAAACUUUUUAAAUUUCAGACAGUAUUCUCGCCCGAAAUAUUCUUCAAUGUUCUCCUCCCGCCGGUGAUUUUCAACGCCGGUUACAGCUUGAAGAAACGCCAUUUCUUCCGGAAUAUUGGAUCCAUCCUGUCCUUUGUCUUCAUUGGCUGCACGUUGUCCAGCAUCUUCACUUCGUAGGCUCAUUUGCAUUUUUUUAUGAGCAGUUUUAUAUUACACAUGAGGAAAAGUAAUGUUUUGUUUUUAGCUUGAUUAUGUUCAUGUUCUCAUGGGUGUUCCGACUUGGAUUCACGUUUAUUGAGCUUCUUUUCUUUGGAGCUGUGAUCUCGGCUACUGAUCCGGGUGGGUUUAUCAUUUUUUUUUUGAGUUUUUCUUGGUUUAGGUGACAUUGAAGGAAAUUUGGAUGAAAAUUGGAACUUUGAUGGUCUAGGGUGUUAUAAGUAGCAGAGUGAUGUCCGAUGAGCUCUUUUGGCGGAGUUUGAUAGUAGUUUAGGCGAUAAAAUUUUACUUUUUUUGAAUCUCUUGCCAUGGUGAAUAUAAUUUUUUGCCGUGAAGUCCCAAAUUUUGAUUUUAUAUUGGUCCAUGAUGAAGGAAAUGCGCCUUUUUGCGUAUUUAAAUAUUUUUAAAAUGAUUUUUUUUCACAAAAAUUUGCGUUUUUACUGAUACUUUUUCUAAAAUUAAAUUUUUAGUCACUGUUCUCGCCGUCUUCUCCGAAAUGAAUGUGGAUGUUGAUUUGUAUGCUCUGGUGUUCGGAGAGAGCGCGCUGAACGACGCUGUGGCCAUUGUUUUGUCCGGCAUUGUGGACCAUUUCACCUCGCACACCGCCGUCUUCGCCGUGUCCGAUCUUUUCGCGGCGUGCGCCGAGUUCGGCUACGUCUUUUUCGGCUCGCUGUUCCUGGGCUGCUUCGUGGGCUGCACGAACGCGUUGAUCACCAAAUUCACCGACAUCAACGAUCACCCUUUACUGGAGAGCGCCCUCUUUAUUUUGGUGUCUUACAUCUCAUUUUUACUCGCCGAAGUGGUCCAUUUCACCGGAAUUGUGGCCGUCCUCUUUUGUGGAAUCUGUCAAGCCCAUUAUACGUUUAAUAAUUUGUCGGAGGAGUCGCAGGCACGCACCAAACAGUUCUUUGAAGCCAUCUCUUUCCUGGCCGAAAGCUUCAUUUUCUUGUACAUUGGAGUGUCCCUGCCGACUUCAAGGGCGGAAUGGAGCAUCAUUUUUGUGGUUGUCGCGAUUGUGAGUUGAUUUGGAAGGCAGUUAGGCAAAAAUGCUCCACAUCGACCUCAAAUUUCAGGGUAAAAAUGCAAUUUUUUGACCUAAAGCAAUAUAAAAAUUGCUCUAAAAGUGAUUUUUUUUGUUAUUCCAAGGCUGUAUGACUCAAAACACCUUGAAACAUGUAAAAUCAAUAUCAUCUUCUGAAAAUCCCUUAAAAUUUAGUAAUCCCACUUCUUUCUCAAAAUAUCAUCAAAAAACACCUAAAAUAAUAUAAAAUUGCCUCUAAAAGCCUAAUUUUCCGACAUUUCUUGAGCCGACUAGCUGCCUCAUGCUCUAUACUUCAUAUCAAGCUAUUGUAAUUCCAAAAUUCCAUAUGAACUAAAGUAAUCCAACUUUUUUUUCAAAAAUUCCUAUAGACCAUCUAAACUAAUAUAAAACGCCUCAAAAAAGACGUCCUCAACCCAAUCCAAGCGGAGUUGGACGAUUGUGGGAAAAGACGAUUGGGGGAAAGUACGAUUGGGGAAACCGAAAAGUAUUAUUUUUGUUCGAUACAAGUGUAUGUUACGAUAAUCGAGGGUGCUGAUUUCGAAAAUGACACUCAUUUUUAAUUUCACACUUGCAUCAAAGAAUACUUUUCGGUUUCCCCAAUCAUACCUUUCCCCAAUCGUCUUUUUCCACAAUCGUCCAACCUCGCUUGGAUUGGGUUGAGGACGUCUUUUUCGAGGCGUCUUAUAUUAGUUUAUAUGGUCUAUGGGGAAUUUUGGGAAAAAGGUUGGAUUACCUUUGUGUCUAUGGAAUUUUGGAAUUAGAAUAGGUUCAUUAUGAAGCAUAGAGCAUGAGGCAGAUAAUUGGCCUAAGAAAUGUCGGAAAAUUGGGCUUUUAGAGCCGGUUUUAUAUUAUUUUAGGUGUUUUUUGAUGAUAUUUUGGGAAAAAGUGGGGUUACUUGAUUUUAAGGGAUUUUCAGAAAAUGAUAUUGAUUUUACAUGUAUUUCAAGGUAUCUAGAGUCAUACAGCCUUUGAAAAACUAGAGAAAAAAUUAAUUUUAGAGCAGUUUUUAUAUUGCUUUAGGUCAAAAAAUUGCAUUUUUACCCUGAAAUUUGAGGUCUAUGUGGAGAAUUUUUACCUAAGACAUAAUCUCCAUUGUCGUAUAUUCUGUUUCAAUAUCUGGUUUCCAGAUUGCCACCCAACUCUCGCGCGCCCUGUGGGUCUAUCCCCUCUGCACUGUGCUGAACAUGAAACGCAAGCCCAAAAUCGAACGAAACCACCAACACAUGAUCGUCUGGGCCGGCCUCCGAGGCGCCGUUCCCUUCGCUCUGGCGUCAAGGAACACGGCCACAGCACAUCGGCAGAUCAUGCAGUCCACGACAUCGAUCCUGGUCAUCUUCACGGUCCUCGUGAAUGGAGGCCUGGCCGGCUGGAUGAUCGAAAGGCUGGGCAUCAAACACGGCCAAAAUCAACCGCAGACCCCAACCGUGCCGGAGAGCGAUCAGGACGACGAUAUGAACAUCUUCAAUGGCAACCAGAGAAGGUCGGGCAGGAAUCCGUGGGAUAAGGCGUUUUUGCCGAGAAAGUGGUACAAUUUCGAUGCAGUGUAAGUGGAUUGAGUGAAAUAUGGGGCUUACAUAGCAUUUAUUUUGUUGUAUUUGUCAUCAAGACGCGAUUUUGAACGAUUUUGAGGACUUUCCCUGAUUUUCAGGGUUUUCGUGGUGGGACCCAAAAAUAUUAAAAUGAGCUGUAGAAAUGAGGUUUUGAACUGAAAUUGGUCUAUAUAGAAUUUAAAAGAAGCCUGUUGAUUUUUUUUCAAUUUUGACUCCAAGUUUUCGCUGUGGGACCAAAAAAAAUUGAAAAUGACCUAGUGUAAUAUAGUUCAGAAAAGUGAUAAAAAAUGGUUUAAUCCUGUGAUUUUCAGCUUCAUGAAGCCUCUCCUGACCAAUGCCAACCCCACACUAAUGGAGACCCUGCCCGGAUUCUGCGAACCGUUGGCCCGAUGCCUCACCACCGAGAAACAACUCCGCAAUGUACAGUCUUCUUGCGACAUUUAACGCUUUUCGCAAUAUUGUUUCCACUCUUCUGGUGUCCGCAGUAGCGUUGGCAAUAAUCGGCGCCGAGUGGUGCCGAUUUUUGCGACGAAAUUUCUAGUUUCCCGUGAUUUUCCGUAGAAUCUCUCGAUUUUCCGGCGUUUCUUCGAUUUUUUAUGCUUGUAGAUCAGUCGGCAGAGGGCUGGCUUUUUGUCAGCAUAUUCUCGGGCAUGUUAAAAUGCCCCAUGAACAGCUUUUACUUUGUGUUGGCGUCUGGUCUUUCCAGAAAUCGCUUUUUUCUAGUCUGAAAUUGGUUUUUUUAUAGUUUUUUUCAAUUUUUUGUACAAAAUAUGCAAAUUUUUUUGGGUUUCCCGAAAAUUUAUGCCAAAUGAGAGUGAAUUGGGCUAUGAACUUGCAGUUGAAAAUUUUUUGGAAAGGUUUUGGACGAGAUUUUUUUGAGAUUUUGACAUUUUUUGGCCUAAAAUAAGGUAAAAAAAUUCGGAGUGCAAAGCCCAAAAUUCCUCCCGAAUUCACUUAUUUUCGCAAUUUUUUUGUCGUGUUCUCCUCAUUUAAGCCAAUGGUAUUACGUUCCGAUGCCCAUACGCUUGACUCCUGUGAUCCGGAAUUGAUCUUCUAUCCCGAGUUUACUGUAUUAAACAGCUUUUAAUAAUAAUAUAAACUGCUAAAUCAAUCCUUUCUUUUUGCUUAUGGGAUUUCAAGAAUGUAAUACACGAUUUAUAGCGAGAACUGAAGCGCACCCAAGAAGUUCCAUCCAGCCUGGAGGAGGAGAGCAAAACCACGGAAUAA